UCGGCGCCCAGUGCUGCGGGUUGCUUGCUUGCUCGCCUCUGCCGCGCUUCGUGUGCUCUUUGCUGCUCCUCUCUCUUUCUCUCUCUGGACCAUUUGACUUUCUGUUAGUUCUCUACCACAAACACUGCAAACAACUCGGACGUAGAAUGCGGAGUCGACUGGCCGCUGCCUGAGGCGACCGACCACCUGCACCUGUUCGUCGUUAGAAGAGCAAACCAAGCAUUGACAAACAACCCGUGUACCGGUGACUUACUUUGGUUUCGUUUGAUGCGCGCGUAAACAAUGCUGCGACAGUGAUGACUGGUGCCAAGUGUGAAAUUUCGUCGAAGAUGCUGCUCGCAGGGACGCUGCUGCUGGCGCUCGCCGCCACCGCCUCGGCCAUCAAAGAAGUUCCAAUAACCAACAUGGUGGCGAUCGCCGGCGAGGCGACCUACAUGCCGUGCGAUAUCACAACGCCGGAGCCAAUGGACGCGGUCGUGCUGGUCCUGUGGUAUCGCGAAGACCUCGGCACCCCAAUUUACAGUGUGGACGGCCGGGACAAGAACUUCAGCCAGGCCGAGCGCUGGUCGGCCGAGAACGUGUUCGGCAGCCGCGCCUACUUCAUAUCGGACCGCAACCCCGCCGAAUUGGGCAUCGACAGCGUCAAGGUCACCGACGCCGGCACCUACAGGUGCCGUGUCGAUUUCAAAGUGGCGCAGACCAGGAACUCCAAGGUCAACCUCACCAUCAUCGUUCCGCCUCAAAGGAUUGUAAUUACUGACGAGGUGGGGACGGAGCGCGUGUCUGUGGUCGGCCCGUACGUCGAAGGCUCCAAGCUCAUUUUACGCUGUGAUGUAUUUGGAGGUCAGCCGGUGCCGAAAGUGCGGUGGCUGCGUAACGACGUCGUCGUGCAGAGCUCGUCGCCACGCCGAAAGAAGCAGUCGCCUGGUGGUUUGGUCAGCGCCGAGAUUUUAAUUGACCAGCUGGACAGGAAGGACGUCCAUUCGGAACUCACUUGUCAGGCCAUUAAUAAUAAUAAGACUGCGCCGCUCUCAGCCAGCGUCCACGUCGACAUGAACUUCCGGCCUCUCAACGUGUUGAUCUUAGGAGCCAAUCAACCUCUGUCUGCUGGACGUCGAUACGACCUGCUGUGCCAGUCGUCAGGGUCACGCCCUCCAGCCACCAUCACCUGGUGGAGGAACGGCCAGCGACUAACCAAAUCGAAGGAAACUACGUCUAAUGACGGCAACACGACGACGUCGACGCUGAGCUUCACACCGAGCAAGGAGGACGAGGGCCACUACUUGUCGUGUCGCGCCGAAAACCCUCACCUUAGCGCCGACGCCCUGGAAGACGGCUGGAAGCUCGAGAUUCUCUAUAUCCCGGAGGCGACAAUCCACCUCGGGACCUCGCUCAGCCCGGACAACAUACGCGAAGGGACGGAUGUCUACUUCGACUGCCGGGUGAACGCACGGCCAGCGGCUUACAAAGUCGAGUGGAGACACAAUGGAAAGCCCCUAAAUCACAACACAGCAGCCGGUGUAAUUGUCAGCAAUCAAAGUUUGGUUCUCCAGAAAGUUGGCAGGAAUUCGGCUGGAAAUUACUCGUGCGUCGGCUUCAACACGGAGGGUGACGGCGAGAGCGACGCAUUUUUCCUCGACGUCCUUUAUGCUCCAACGUGUCGGCCGAGUCAGCCUCGAGUCCACGGAGUGGCCAAACAAGAGCGUGCAAGAAUCCAAUGCAACGUCGACGCGAACCCAGUAGACCUGAAGUUCCGGUGGACGUUCAACAACUCAGCUGACAGCGUGGACGUGGCCUCUGCCCAGAUGACUCACAGCGGCACCCAGAGCUGGCUCACCUACACCCCGAUGACUGAACUUGACUACGGCUCACUCCUUUGCUGGGCUUCGAACAAAGUGGGCAGCCAGAGACUGCCCUGUGUCUUCCAUAUCAUUGCUGCUGGUCGGCCGGAUCAAGUGCACAACUGCUCAGUCCUCAACUCAUCCACCCACUCGUUUUCCGUCUCCUGCACCGAGGGUUUUAACGGAGGUCUUCCCCAGUCGUUCUUGCUGGAAGUUAGAGAAACAGCCACCCAGGAGCUGGCGGCCAACGCCACUGCUCCCAAUUCCCCAAAAUUCAUGCUCGGCGGCCUCAAGCCAGGCACCAGCUAUCGCGCUUUUGUCUUCUCGGUGAACGCCAAGGGCAAGAGCGAGCCUGUAGUUCUGCACGCUAACACCCUUCGCCUCCCAGAGAAGCAGCUCACAACGUCAGAAUCUGAUCGUCCUCGAUCAGGCCUUAAGUUGACCCCGACAAUGAGCGUGUUGGUCGGCGUGGCAGCAGCCCUUCUGGUGGUAGCCCUAGUGGCCUGCGCCGUGCUGAGGUCGCAGUGCCCCUCGAGAGACCGACCAAAGAACCGCGCUAACCAGCAAGGAGGCGUGGACGGCGGCUCCUGCAGUAUUGGGCUGGGCCUGCUCGAGAAAACAGGCUCGAGCACGCCGACCACCCUCAAGCUGGAGCCGCUGGCCGCGAUGGGGGCGGUCAGCGAUUGCUCCCCGCCGGACGGUGCCGACGAAAAGGACCCAGAUAUCAUACCACAACCUUGCAUUGAUCCAGACGAGGUUGCCUUCAUGAGACAUCGACAGUUAGUUUCCACAAUAGACACAACACCGCCUCAUGGCAGGAGCUCACACAUACCGCCUCCAGGACAAUUUGCAGGCUACUGCACCCUAAGGAAUGGAGGCCUGGGACUGAGAGACCUUAACACAAUGGUGGAAAUGCAGCCAACAGGGUAUUCGCAGUGCACGCUGCCGAGGCCGCACCACAGUCCGUGGGGCGGUCCACCAGGGCCGUCAGUGCAGCUGGGGCCGCCGAUGGUGCAGUACGGGUCGCGGUACGCGCCGCCACCGGUGGUGCCGCCUUCCUCGAAGGCCGAACUGACGCCGGUGCCGAGCCAGUUUGAGGACGACCUGAGCGAGGCGCCCCUCGUGACCAAGAGGGAGAGCACCGUGUGAGAGACGGGUCCCGCUGCCCCCGUGAACUGCUCAAGCCCCGCGCGGGUGCCCAAGUGAGAUAGGACGAACUGUGUGGACGCUGCACGUGCUCCGCCUGGCCAGAAUUCGGACGCGCGCGUUGCUUGCCCCUCGAAUUCGCGGCUCGAUCUUCUCGGUCACAGACGAGUCGUUCAGAAAAUAGUCACGUUUCUCAUUUCAUGCAAGUCUGACCUGUAUUUUUCAAGUAAUUUGCUUUCAUUCUCGUUGUUUACGGAUCCUACUAUAUCCGCAAGGCAGCUAUGCGUUCGUUCCGCUCUAACAUGUCAUUUAUUUUUUCGCCUCAAGCAUGUUCACUUUUGUGAUGCUGGCAUGAACCAUCAGGUUUCAUUUUUCUUUCUAACAUAUUGUUAUUGAGUAUAGAAAAGAAAUAAAAUGCCAAGAAAUAUAAAAAAAUCAAUUAAAAUAAUGUAGCUUUUAAUCGGGAUGAGUUUAUGAAUGUGGACCUCCCUUAACGAGACAAAUCAAUUGAUGGGUAAUAUUUUUUUACUUUUUGAAGUUUUUCAGAGCCUCUACAACAACUUCAUCAAAUAAUUUUUCUUUAAGUUAAAUUUACUGUAUUUUUAACAAUAUUUAAUAACGUAAAUUCGCAGUGAAUUAUUAAUUUAGUAAUGAUGUUUUAGAGUUAUAAAAUAAUCUAUUUUUUGCCGAAAUAUUGUCAUUAUGUUAGAAAUUAAACUAAAAUAUACCAGAUUUUAUUUGAAUCUGUUGAGAUACCGUUUUGAAUUUAUGUGGUACAAAUUGUUACCAAAUAAUUUAUUUUUCACGAUGAUUGAGCAAGUCUUCAUACCAAAUUUAAUGAUUAUUAGGCUGAAUAUUCCCUUAUCAUUAAUUUAAAAUGCGACUCCCGAUUAAAUCAGUCAUUUUCUUCUAAUAUAAUGAAAUUCAACGCGUCUGAUACGAAAAAAAAUGCAUUUUAGAUUGGAACGAACCACGGGUUCCCUUGCCAGAAGCAAACGACGGCCGAAUCAACUGGCUCGGAGAGAAUGAGCGGACAGAGAGAUUGUUUAUGUAAAAUUUCAUUUUCUGCGAUUUUAUGAUCUCAAUUUUUAAGACUGGCUGUGCCAUUGUUGAUCCAAGAAGUGGUACUAUCUAUAAUUCUUGUUGCUAAAAUAGAGGUUUGUCUGGCACAGGCGAACUGAAGAACCGGAAAUUUAUAGAGUUGGUUGAGGAUCACGAAGAGAGAAUAAAAAUGUUUGGGGAAUGGAUCAUUAUUGAAAAGCUACCCGAGACGGAGUGAAAAUAAAAAUCUCUUUAUAUCUGGAUGUUAGGGAACUUCGAGGCAAUUUUUGUAACCCUGAACCUCAAUGUUGCAUCAUCACCACUGUUCACCUCGAGAUGAAUUCUGCCAUGUUGAGCCAAUAUCGAAUCACAAAUUUUCUCAGUUGUGCGAAUACCCCCAUUCGUUUUCAAUGCCGAUUGAUUGGCCAUCCCCCGGUCUUCUUAAACUCUGCUCCAACAAGGGGUGGGUUUAAAAUAACAAUCCUCUCACCACUUGCAUGUACAAGUAAAAUUACUAUUAAAGGAUUUUCAACAUUUUGUGUAUAAAAAAUGAGAAACAAUGUUGUUUUCUAAUAAAAUUCUGAAUUACAAUUU
Molecule: messenger RNA, 4622 nt
Organism: Cloeon dipterum
Lineage: Eukaryota; Metazoa; Arthropoda; Insecta; Ephemeroptera; Baetidae
Product: nephrin-like
Exons: 14
Coding region: 297-2990 (897 amino acids)
Molecular function (GO): protein binding
Source: RefSeq, a predicted model, not a curated record